Prorocentrum cordatum is the source of this 297-nucleotide messenger RNA. NCBI's taxonomy places the organism in Eukaryota, Dinophyceae, Prorocentrales, Prorocentraceae. The record is from the annotation of a GenBank genome assembly.
AUGGUUGCUAUGAGGAAGCAGAAUGACGGAAAGUUCUUCCAGACGACCAAACGUGGCGAGAUUCAGGAGUUGAAGGAGGAGCUUCACGCAACCGACAAGGGAAAGCAGAAGGACGCAGUGAAGAAGGUCAUUGCCAACAUGACGGUUGGGAAGGACGUGUCUGCCCUCUUCGCGGACGUGGUGAACUGCAUCCAGACGGAUAACAUAGAGCUCAAGAAGCUCGUGUACUUGUAUGUCAUGAACUACGCAAAGGCGCAGCCCGAGCUGGCGAUCCUGGCCAUCAACACGUUCCGCAAG